This is a messenger RNA of Aspergillus alliaceus, 1209 nucleotides long. RefSeq lists its product as uncharacterized. Bases 1 to 1209 code for a protein of 402 amino acids. NCBI's taxonomy places the organism in Eukaryota, Fungi, Ascomycota, Eurotiomycetes, Eurotiales, Aspergillaceae. The transcript has a single exon. The record is from RefSeq and is a predicted model, not a curated record.
AUGACUCUCUCGGUCAGCAAAUCUACCGGCACGUCUCGCUGUUGUUCGCAUGGCCUGGUUUGGGACGGCGAAGAGUGCGGAAUCAGUCCUCUAGCCGACGGAGAGUGUCCCCAAGGGACUACAAAAGUUGGUGGGCGCUGUCGAGCCCAAGGUGAAAUGCCAAAGUGUGAUGGAAUUGGCAAAUUAGAAGAUGACCAAUGUGUCUCCCGCCAUCAACCUGAAUGUGCCGAAGGCGCUCUUGAGGGCUCAGAGUGUAUUAUGCGUGAGGAACCAACCUGCGCCGACGGCUUCAAAUUAAUCAAAGACCAGUGUAUAUCGGAAACCCCAGCAAAAUGCCACCAGGAUUCCAAAGCCAUACUCAAGGAUGGUCUCUGCAUUAGUUCGGAGAACCCUAAAUGCCCGGAUGGACAAGAGCUGCAUAAAGGAAAGUGCUAUACAGGCGAUCAUCCUAUCUGUGAUCAGGGAAAUCAUGAUGGCGAAGACGGCUGUGCCACUGGUAGUGACCCACAGUGCCCAGCAAAUAUGACCCUGGUAGGCAAUAAAUGCAUAGCAGAGCACAAGCCCCAGUGCGAUCAAGGCGUGCUUGGCGCGAAUGGCUACUGCAUCAUGAAGGAGAAGCCAAACUGCGGCCCGGGCAGCAAGUUCAUUGGCGGAGAUUGUGUCACUGGUGAACCUAAGUGCCCGAAAAAUCAUCAUACUUGGGAUGGUGGAGAGUGCAUUAGUGACCAAGAUCCUGUAUGUGAAAAUGGGGGUCAUCUAUCCAAUGGCAGAUGCACCCAAUUUGCUGAAGACUGCGGCCCUGAGUAUAUCUAUUAUAAGGGCGAAUGCAUUUCUCCAGAGACUCCAAAAUGCGAGGGAAAAACUGCAUUCAAUGGUACAGCCUGUGUUGGCAGUGAGCCGACUUGUGCGGAAGGCACUUUUGACGGUGAAAACUGUGCCUCACAAGACGAGCCGACAUGUCCCAAGGGUCAGAAAUUCGACGGUAGGAAAUGCGUUAUGGAGCUGGAGCCGGAAUGCCGGGAUAAAACGAAGUUUGAGCGGUCCACUGGGGACUGUGUAUCUAUCAUAGGCCCAGAAUGUGGCCCGGGUCAAAAAUUCAAGGGUGGACGCUGCGUGCUCGAUACUGGCGGUUGCAUGGAUUUCGAGUAUUGUCCUACAGCUGCGGAAGGGCCUGCUACAAUUAGCAAAUCUCCUCUGACAACAAUCUGA